Molecule: messenger RNA, 1784 nt
Organism: Gossypium raimondii (Peruvian cotton)
Lineage: Eukaryota; Viridiplantae; Streptophyta; Magnoliopsida; Malvales; Malvaceae
Product: probable polyol transporter 4
Exons: 2
Coding region: 139-1719 (526 amino acids)
Biological process (GO): transmembrane transport
Cellular component (GO): membrane
Molecular function (GO): carbohydrate:proton symporter activity
Source: RefSeq, a predicted model, not a curated record
UUAUUACACUUUCUUUAUCUUCAUUUCUAGCUUUAGAUCUAAACUCCCAACUCAUGUCUUAAUCCUUCUUGUUGACCAGAAAAGGCAACUCUUCAGGGUCUGUUCUCUUCUCUUCUUUUUCCUGUUUUUGUGGGAGCUAUGGGGUUGGUGGGUGUCCAAGGAGAUGGGAAUGGAGAAAUGGCUUUGUCUUUGGGUAGUAAAAACAAGUACAAAAGAAUGGAUUCUGAACUAUCUGAUGAUUUCGAAGAUGAUGCCUCACAUCAUCACCAUCAAUUGGAAAGGAAGAAAAGUACCAGGAAAUAUGUUCUUGCUUGUGCCAUCUUUGCAUCUCUCAACAAUGUGCUUCUUGGCUAUGAUGUAGGUGUUAUGAGUGGAGCAAUUAUAUUUAUACAGGAAGACCUGAAGAUAACUGAGGUGCAAGAAGAAGUUCUUGUUGGGAUUUUGAGCAUCAUUUCACUGUUAGGUAGCUUAGCUGGUGGAAGGACAUCAGAUGUUAUAGGUAGAAAGUGGACAAUGGCCUUUGCUGCUAUUGUAUUUCAAAUUGGUGCAGCUAUAAUGACACUUGCAUCGUCAUUCGAAGUACUAAUGAUCGGACGAGUUUUGGCUGGGGUCGGUAUAGGGUUUGGGGUCAUGAUUGCUCCAGUCUAUAUUGCUGAGAUAUCACCAACUGUUGAUAGAGGCUCUCUUACAUCCUUCCCUGAGAUUUUCAUAAAUCUAGGAAUUUUGCUUGGUUAUGUUUCAAAUUAUGCAUUUUCUGGUCUUUCAGUACAUAUAAACUGGAGGGUAAUGCUAGCUGUUGGAAUUUUGCCUUCAGUCUUCAUAGGAUUCGCACUUUUCAUCAUCCCUGAAUCACCAAGGUGGUUGGUCAUGCAGAACCGAGUCGAAGAAGCAAGAUCAGUGCUGUUAAAAACAAAUGAAAAUGACAAAGAGGUAGAAGAGAGGCUGUCUGAAAUAGUAGCUGCAGCUGGAAUUUCUAAUGGAGAGAAGAAUGAAGAGAAAGCUGUAUGGCGUGAACUAUUAAGCCCUUCGCCUUCACUUCGUCGAAUGCUGAUCACCGGCUUCGGAAUCCAGUGUUUCCAACAAAUCACUGGAAUAGAUGCAACUGUGUAUUACAGCCCUGAAAUCUUCCAUGAUGCUGGAAUUGUGAACAAGUCUAAGCUGCUUGCUGCCACAGUUGCCGUGGGUGUCACGAAAACUGCAUUUAUAUUGAUAGCUACAUUCCUUGUUGAUAGAGUUGGGAGGAAGCCCUUGCUCUAUGUGAGCACAAUUGGAAUGACGGUCUGUUUGUUUACCUUAAGCAUUAGCCUCGCCGUAUUGGGGAAGGGGCAGCUUGGGAUAGCAAUGGCACUAUUGUGUGUUUGUGGGAAUGUAGCAUUUUUUUCAGUGGGAAUGGGUCCGGUUUGCUGGAUACUGACAUCUGAAAUCUUCCCUCUGAGGUUGCGAGCUCAAGCGUCUGCACUUGGGGCUGUAGGUAACAGGGUAUGCAGUGGCUUCGUUGCCAUGUCAUUCCUGUCUCUCGCUCGUACAAUAACGGUGGGAGGAACCUUUUUCCUGUUUUCACUGUUUUCAGCUCUUUCGGUUGCCUUUGUUUACAAACUUGUUCCAGAGACGAAGGGAAAAUCAUUGGAACAGAUUGAGUUGCUUUUUCAAAAUCACAAUGAAUGGGAUGGAAGUGAAAUGGAGCUAGGAGAUGCUCAGCAUCUAGUACACAAAGCUUGAGUAAUUAGGGAUUCUUUAGUGUAUUUCUCAAGGUGGAAUCUUAAGAAUUCUUUUUUAUGGUUCAA